ACAGUCAGAGAGAGAGGAAGAGAGAGUCAGUCAGAUGGGAUGGAACCCCUGGACACACCUGACACUGCAAGGAUUUGCAGGUUCAUCCAUUUCCUCCCCCAGAGUUAGAAAAGAGAGAUCUUCUUUCGAAGAUGGAUAGGGCUGCAUUUUCAACAUGAUAACUGUAUGUUAGAGGCAGUCAAUUUCUGCUGAAUAAUUCAUUAAAAGAACAGAUUUACCAUUAGUGUAAAAAAAUCAGUUACCUCUGAGUGAACAGAUGAAGGAUAGAUCUUCACAUUUAGAUAAAUUACCCUUCCGACUACAUCUUGAAACCUCUGCACACAUUACAAAAUGGCCUGCAAAAAUAGGAAGGCAUGGCAGGCUACCCUCAGCCUUUGUACCGCUCACUUCAAAGGCGAGCGGACGCCUAUCAGACAACACUAAAGAGGAUAAAUGCCAGAGCUUCCUCAGAGGGCAGAGAAAAUCAAUACGUAAUGACACCGCUGCUGCAUAGGCAGGCUCAUUCGCACAUUAGCGGAGCUUGUCUGUGGAGCGUAAUGGAGUAAUGGACAGGGCAUGUCCUGCUUUGGCUUCCCCGCUGGGCGUAGGUCGCCGGACGGGAUGGGGAACGGGUCCGUGAAGCCGAAGCAGCUGAAGCAGCCGGACGGGACGGCGGCGGGCCUCUCGGGAGGGGGCGGAGGCGGCAGGCUGAGCUCCAAAAACGCGGCGGAGCUCCUGAGGGCCCGGGUGGCCGAGCUGGAGAAGGAGGCGAGGAGGAAGGACGAGGAGCUGGGCGAGAAGGAGCAGCGCAUCCGGGCUCUGCAGGAGCAGCUGGCCCGGCAGACCAAGGCCGUCGGCGAGCUGACCGAGGAGCUGCGCGGCAAGACCGCGCAGAUAGGCAAGCUGCAGGACGUGGUCAGGACGCAGGGCGGGGCGGGCAUCCACCCCUCUCCCCUCAAGGCCAAGUUCAACCAGCAUAUGGGCGGCCUGAUCAGGGACACCCUGAAUCGGAGGAAAGGGGCCAAGGCAGGGGUGUCUGCCGAGCCCACCUCCAGAACCUACGGCUCCGGGAGUCAGCCCAAGUUCUCCUUCGAGAAGGCCAGGGUCUGGAAGGACUCGAGCACAAAGAAACUCAUCAUUGACGCCCUCUAUAAGAACCAGUUCCUGAAGAGGCUUGAGCCGCAGCAGAUAAAGGACAUAGUGGAGUGCAUGUACGAGAGAAGCUUCCAGAAGGGAGAUUACGUCAUCAAGCAGGGAGAGCCGGGGAAUCACCUGUUUGUGCUGGCAGAUGGGCAGCUGGAUGUCUUUCAACAGAGCAAAUUGUUAACUACAAUAGCUGUCUGGACAGCAUUCGGUGAAUUGGCAAUAUUGUACAACUGUACACGGACUGCUUCAGUAAGAGCGGUCAGCCCGGUGAAGACAUGGGCUCUGGACCGGGAGGUGUUCCAGAACAUCAUGAGGGUGACCGCAGAGACCCGGCACGAGCAGUACCGCAGCUUCCUCAGGAGUGUCUCAUUAUUGGCAAGACUACCAGAGGACAAGCUAAAUAAGAUUGUGGACUGCUUAGAAAUGGAAUAUUAUGACAAAGGCGAUUAUGUCAUCAGAGAGGGAGAAGAAGGAAGCACGUUCUACAUCAUCGCCAAAGGAAAGAUUAAAGUCACUCAGAGCACAGAGGGUCAUGAGGAACCUCAGACUAUAAAGACCCUGCGGAAAGGUGACUACUUUGGGGAGAAGGCCCUCAUCAGUGAUGAUGUCAGGUCAGCCAACAUAAUUGCGGACGAAGACGACGUGGAGUGCCUUGUUAUUGAUCGAGAGACCUUCAGUCAAACUGUUGGGACUUUCAGUGAACUUCAGAAGUACCUCCAAGGCUACGUGAAUAAUCUCGCCCGCGACGACGAGAAGAGACAUGCAAAGAGGUCGACGGGCACGCACCUGACCCCGCCCUUAUCCGUGGAACUCAUCCACUUGAAGGAGCGGGUCUCCGCCUUCUCCUCGGACGCGCCCUUCGACAGCCUGGAGGUCGUGGCCACGCUCGGGGUGGGAGGCUUCGGAAGGGUGGAGCUGGUUAAGGUUAAAAAUGAAGACGUGACCUUCGCCUUGAAGUGCAUCAAAAAGAAACACAUUGUGGACACUAGACAGGAAGAGCACAUCCACUCAGAGAGGAGGAUCCUGGCUGAAGCCACCUCCCCUUUCAUCGUAAAGUUGUACCGUACCUUUAAGGACACCAAGUAUGUGUACAUGCUGCUUGAGGCUUGCCUUGGUGGGGAGAUCUGGAGCCUGCUCCGAGACAGGGGGAGCUUUGAUGAAAAUACGGCUAAGUUCUGUGUGGGCUGUGUGACCGAGGCUUUCGACUACCUUCAUCGCAACGGUGUCCUCUACAGAGACCUCAAACCGGAGAAUCUCAUGCUGGACGCAGAGGGUUAUAUUAAACUGGUGGACUUUGGCUUCGCCAAGAAGAUCGGGUGCGGGCAGAAGACGUGGACUUUCUGCGGGACCCCCGAAUACGUGGCCCCUGAGAUCAUUCUCAACAAAGGCCACGACAUCAGUGUGGACUUCUGGUCCCUGGGCAUCCUGGUCUUUGAGCUGCUCACGGGCAACCCCCCUUUCACUGGGACAGACCAGAUGAUGACGUACACCUUAAUCCUGAAAGGCAUUGAGAAGAUGGAGAUCCCCAAGAGGAUCACGAGGAGGCCUGAGGACCUGAUCCGAAAACUGUGCCGGCAAAAUCCAGCCGAACGCCUGGGAAACCUCAAAAAUGGAAUAACAGAUAUCAAGAAGCACAGGUGGUUCAACGGCUUCAACUGGGAGGGGCUGAAAGUCAGGAAGCUCAAAUCUCCCCUGAAGAGAGAGCUGAGCGGUCCCACAGACCACGGUUACUUUGACCGCUACCCUCCCGAUGAGGACACCCCUCCGGACGAGAUGUCCGGGUGGGACGCGGACUUCUGAUCGCCAACCCUCGCUGAACCCCUUACCUCCGAGAACAAACCUCCGAAACCUCGCCCCGUGCGGCGGCCUGCACCAGUAGCUAACCCAGCUGCCCUUCGAACGUCAGCGAGCGCCGCCGAGUGGGAUGGGCAUCCGUGCCACCGCCACGCUCCGGUCAGACCAAGAUCCCGUCCGAUAAGAACGUCUUGCACCGGCGAUGUUCGGCCACCGGGAGCGCCAUCGCUCCAGCGUCUGGAUGAUGGAUCUCAGCCGGCUCUCCCCUGUCCCAACCCACCUCCAGCUAACCCGCCCGACAGCGCAUGAAUCACUGCUCGGAGGGAGCGGCAAAUAUUAACUCCAAAUACGUCCCCCUCCACGUGAGUUAUGAACUGUGAGUGUCACGGAGGAUUGUACGCAACCAGAGGUAAUAUUUAUCUUUCGGCCCGAGAGUACAUUUUGCGGUUGGGGAGAAAAGGCGGUUGCCCUGAAUGGCUGAGGUGUCGAUGAUGUAUGAGAUUUUAACACUUUCAAAUGCGUAUGAACCACCUGUAGCUGUGCAAGUGAUUUACGAGGUCGUAGCAGUCUACCUCCAGAAAGGAGUCCAAGUGCAUUUCCUUCAUUUCACUAUGAACUGUAAGAAUAUUUUGUGUGUGUAUAUUUUGUAUUGGUGGAUCUUUUCUUUUUAAAUAUAUGCAAAAUGAAAAUAGUUAAGCCUUUGAGGACUUUGCUUCUUCAUUACUAAAGAGAACAAAUCAUCUGUUGUGUGAUUAAGAAGAUAUUUUUCUGUAAUACAGUGUCAAUCUCUUCAGGUAGCCAAAGUUAACCUGUGGAUUUCUGUAGAACAGAAGGUGUGGAUAAAUAAUAUUGAACGUGAAAGAAGUGCCAGAUUGUAGAGAUUCAAUAAAAAUACAGUUUUCACGCCAAUGCAUUAUUGUUGCUACAAGAAAAAAAUAUGGAGUCGUGGUAAAAUGAUAGAGCACCUACUAGGUCUGACCUGCCCCACCAUACCAUCGUUGACAAGUGUAAUAAACUGUAAUAUUUAAUGAAAGAAGAAAGGUUUAAUCAGUGCUUUUGUAUACCUUGCCAUGUGAAUUGUUAGAAAUUGAAUAAAGUGUAAAUACAACUGGAGUAAAACAAAUAGUUCUUAUUGUUUGUCAUACUAUGUGUGAAUAUAAAUACUGUAUGUGCUGAAAGCCAGUUAGGCAAAAGGAGCUUGAAUAUGCUGAAGAACUGGAUGCAUUCACUCAAAGUCAGAAGGUAUAUUUUGUUAAUGUGUAAGUGCAGUUAAAAAUGUUUUUUACCUUGUAAUUUGUAAACAUCCUUGCAGAUGUGUCAUACCUUUGACCAUAAACUGUAAUAUGUUUGUGUUUUGCAGCUAUGAUAUAUAUUAAAAUAUUUUGGUCCAUUUGA
Messenger RNA from Anguilla anguilla (European eel), 4314 nucleotides. It is a transcript of the gene prkg2, whose product is annotated as protein kinase cGMP-dependent 2. The transcript is spliced from 18 exons. Gene Ontology annotation, biological process: protein phosphorylation. Bases 556 to 2925 code for a protein of 789 amino acids. Lineage: Eukaryota; Metazoa; Chordata; Actinopteri; Anguilliformes; Anguillidae. Gene Ontology annotation, molecular function: cGMP-dependent protein kinase activity; ATP binding. The record is from RefSeq and is a predicted model, not a curated record.